Chiloscyllium plagiosum (whitespotted bambooshark) is the source of this 567-nucleotide messenger RNA. RefSeq names its product histone H2B 1/2-like. NCBI's taxonomy places the organism in Eukaryota, Metazoa, Chordata, Chondrichthyes, Orectolobiformes, Hemiscylliidae. Gene Ontology annotation, cellular component: nucleosome. Gene Ontology annotation, molecular function: protein heterodimerization activity; DNA binding; structural constituent of chromatin. The record is from RefSeq and is a predicted model, not a curated record.
CCUUCAUUAGCAUUGAUGACGUCGUCAGGCUAUAAAAAGGGAGUUCCGAGCUCGCUUUCACUUAUUCUGGGACUGAAAGUGAGCGGUGCUAUGGCUGAUGAGAAGAAAGCGCAGCAAGCCUCCAAGAAGGGCGCGAAGAAAAUCAUCAAGAAGACGCCAGCGAAGGGAGGCAAGAAGAGGAAGCGGACCAGGAAAGAAAGUUAUGCCAUCUACAUCUACAAAGUGAUGAAGCAGGUUCACCCCGACACCGGCAUCUCCUCCAAGGCCAUGAGCAUCAUGAACUCGUUCGUCAACGAUAUUUUCGAGCGCAUCGCGGGGGAGGCUUCCCGCCUGGCCCAUUACAACAAACGCAGCACCAUCAGCUCCCGGGAGAUCCAGACCGCCGUGCGGCUGCUGCUGCCCGGGGAGCUGGCCAAGCACGCCGUGUCGGAGGGUACAAAGGCGGUGACCAAGUACACCAGCUCCAAGUGAGGGACCGCAUUGUACUGAAACACACACAUCCACAACCCAAAGGCUCUUAUAAGAGCCACCCACAACUUCCCAGAGUGAGCUGAAUUUUUUUUUAAA